Messenger RNA from Vombatus ursinus (common wombat), 2085 nucleotides. Its product is annotated as meprin A subunit beta-like. The transcript is spliced from 13 exons. Lineage: Eukaryota; Metazoa; Chordata; Mammalia; Diprotodontia; Vombatidae. The record is from RefSeq and is a predicted model, not a curated record. Gene Ontology annotation, biological process: proteolysis. Gene Ontology annotation, molecular function: metalloendopeptidase activity; protein binding; zinc ion binding. Gene Ontology annotation, cellular component: membrane.
AUGCAACAUGGAUUCAUGGUGUUUGCCUUGACUUCUGCUCUGCAAGACUUUCCUUGUGAUCUCUGGCAUGAUGUAGAUGGUGGCAAGGAUGAGGAUAUAUUUGACAUCAAUGAUGCUUUGGGACUGAACCUUUUUGAAGGAGACAUUGAUCUUGGUGGGAGAGGCAGAAGUUCCAUUGUUGGUGAUCAAUAUAGAUGGCCUCACAUCAUCCCUUAUGUCCUUGAAGAUAAUUUGGAAAUUAAUGCUAAAGGAGUUGUUCUGCAGACAUUUGAACAGUACCACCUAAAAUCCUGCAUCGACUUUAAACCACGGGAAGGAGAAGAGAAUUAUAUUUCAGUGUACAAAGGACGUGGGCGCUUUUCUUUAGUAGGCAAUAAUGAUGCUGGCCAGCAGCCACUUUCCAUAGGAUCCCACUGUGACAGAAUAGCUUUAGUUCAACAUGAGCUCCUACAUGCCCUGGGGUUCUGGCAUGAACAGUCCCGUUCAGAUCGAGAGGACAAUAUUAUAGUAAUGAGGGACAGAAUUUUGCCAGCUUCUUCCAUAACCUUUAUGGAUUCAUGUGAUUUUGAACUGGAAAAUAUCUGCGGCAUGAUUCAAGGCUCAGAAGAUAAUGGUGACUGGCAAAGGGUUUCUCAGGUGCCUGGUGGGCCUGACACUGAUCAAUCAAAUCUGGAUAAGUGCAAACGCUGUGGUUUCUUUAUGUACUUCAACAGCAGCUCUGUGAAAGUUGGGGAAAAGGCAAUCCUGCAAAGCCGAGUAUUUUACCCCAAGAGAAAGUUUCAGUGCUUGCAGUUCUGUCACUACAAUAGUGGUAACAAAGAUGACCAGCUCAAGAUCUACAUCAGGGAGUAUACCUCAGAAAAUGGUAAUGGCUCUCUUACUCUGGUGGAUGAAGUGAAAGAUGCACCCAUUGGGAACUGGCAACUGCAUUAUGUACCAUUGACAGUUACCACCAAUGGUACUGAAAGAACUCGAGGUGUUGGCACAUCAGCUGGUGGUCUCUCCAUUGGUGACAUCAACCUUUCAGAAACACACUGUCCUCAUCACAUUUGGAAGAUAAGCAAUUUCAUGCAACUCAUUAGCUCAAGGAGAAUCAUUUUUAGCCCUCCAUUUUAUUCUCCUACAGGCUACACCUUUCACAUUCGGUUGGAGCUAAACAAUCGGAAGCAUAUAGGGAUAUUUUUCUCCCUGAUCUCUAGAACCAAUGAUGAAAAAUUGCAGUGGUCAUGUCCAUGGCAACAAGCCACAAUGGCACUAUUGGAUCAAAAUCCUGAUAUUCAUCUCCGUAUGUCCAACCAGAGGAGUGUUACUACAGAUCCAUUUAAAAAAAUCUGUGCUUUUUCAGGUAAUGGAAAUCAAACCUUUUUUUGGGACAAGCCCUCCAAAGUAGGAGUGAUGGCAACAUUCCCCAAUGGAACAUCAUAUAGCAGAGGUUGGGGAUAUGGAACCAGAGCCUAUAUAACCCACCAAAGGACGUGAAACAGAGAUUUUAUCAAAGGAGAUACUGUUUACAUCCUUCUGACUGUGGAAGAUAUAUCACAUCUCUUUUUCACUGAGUCAUCAUCUAUUCCUAUGACAUCAGAACCUAACUCAUGUGUCUGUGAAGGAUUCAUCUGUGAGAAUGAUGACAUCUGUGUUAUCCAUAAUGACAAAGCAGAAUGCAGGCGUAAAUCAGGUAAAGACUGGUGGUACAUGGGAGAAAAAUGUGAGAGGAAAACCUCCACCAAGAAUGCCAUAAUUGUAGAAGUACUCUUCCCUGCAGUUGUAUUUAUUACUAUGCUGACAGUGACUCUUGUGAGUGUCUACUGUGUUAAGAAGAAAUACAGCCUAAAGAAUAAUGCCAAUGCAUAGAAUAUCACCUUAGAACAUUACUUCCUGCUCCUCAUUCAAUCCAUGGAAGGGAUAGACAAUGUGACGUCAGCACACAGAGAGAAGAAAGCCUGGACUUUUUUAGCUGUCUUCUCCCUGAUUUCCUGUCUGCUGACUCAUAUUUUCUCUGAGAAAGGACUGAGGGAUGAUGUUGAUGAUGGGAGGAAGUGGGGUCUUGGGAGAGAACAAUGGCAUGAGAGGAUCUGGCUCUAUUAA